Messenger RNA from Mucor mucedo, 738 nucleotides. RefSeq lists its product as uncharacterized. The coding region runs from base 70 to 498 and encodes 142 amino acids. The transcript has a single exon. The record is from RefSeq and is a predicted model, not a curated record. Lineage: Eukaryota; Fungi; Mucoromycota; Mucoromycetes; Mucorales; Mucoraceae.
UUUUUUAUUUUUUAUUUAUUUAUUUAAUAUUUUUGAUAUAUAUACAUACACACACACAUUACACACAAAAUGUUUACACUUUCAAGACAUCAAUCUACUUCAUCAUCACGAUGCUCAUCAGCAAGGUCUACUCGGUCGAUCUGGUCUAAAAUCAGUAACCUAUUUCAUCACCCACGUAGUCGAUCUAGUUCUUGCGAGAUUCAAAGUAACUCAGAGCAUGGAGGCAGCCGUUCGACUUUAUCGGAUGUAUCUGUAAAGACAGUGGAGACACAAGAACACGACAUGGAACAGAGACGUCAUCGUAAGCAACUGAUCGAUAGUGAUUGCAGCACACCUCCCAUGAUGAUUCCUCCUUUCAGUCCCACUUACUGCAAGAAUAACGAGUUUCCUUACUCCAACUUUUAUAGUAAAUUACCAGAUGGUCGAUGGAUGAUCCGAUACAGAGAUGGUAACCGUGAUAUUCUUCGUACUGAUAUCAUGGAAGGUUACCUCAUCUAAUCUCAAGCCUAUUCCGCGUUCUCUCUCUCUUUUUUUUUUGCAACUUACAAAAAAAAAAAAAAACUUAUACAUACACACACACACACACACAUACACAAGCAUUUUUCUCUUUUCUUUAUAACAACUCCGUGUCUUCCCUACCCCCUUUUUAAUACCAUUUGUUUAUUAUUAAACAACAUACCAUGCUCUCUCUUUUUUUUUUGUGCAAAAUAAACUUUUUUUUCUUACCACUAAACAAAA